Purpureocillium lilacinum is the source of this 2955-nucleotide messenger RNA. RefSeq lists its product as uncharacterized. Lineage: Eukaryota; Fungi; Ascomycota; Sordariomycetes; Hypocreales; Ophiocordycipitaceae. The record is from RefSeq and is a predicted model, not a curated record.
AUGAGGGCGCCCUCGAAAGACUCCGCCCUCCAGCGUGCCUUCAAGGCCCUCGGCCGCAGGCUCCAUGCUCCCGCCACCGACUUUGCCCACUGGCUCGCCUCGCCCAAGGGCCGUGGCGUGCUCAAGUGCACCAUCGCCUACACCAUCGCCAGCCUCGCCACCUUUAUCGGUCCUUUGUCCGACUUCCUCGGCCGGCCCGACGGUAAGCACGUCGUCGCCACCAUCACCGUCUACUUCCAUGCCUCACGCUCCGCCGGCUCCAUGAUCGAGGCCGUUCUUAUCGCCAGCGUCGCCGUCGCCUACGCCGAGGUUAUAUCCAUACUCUCCAUGGCCACCUCGGUGCUCGUCGGCUCCGUUCUCGGCCUCGUCACGCUGGCGCACGUCCUUGUCGUCGUCGUCUUCAUCGGCGGCGGCUUCGGCUUCAUGGGCUGGGUCAAGCAAAAGAUGUCCAACCCGCUCGUCAACGUCGGCAGCACGCUGGCCUCGCUCGCCAUCAUCGGCGUCGUCACCAAGGAAAACGCCGUCGUCGACAAUGUCUUCUCCAACCACAAGAUUGUGCAAGUCUUCAAGAUGCUCAUCAUGGGCAUCACCACGGCCGCAGCGGUCAACCUGCUGCUCUGGAGAGUCUCGGCCCGUACCUCGCUUCGCCAGUCGAUGAAUCGCGCCUCGACGUCGCUUGGCCAGAUGCUGUCCGUCAUUGCGAGCGACUUCCUCCAAGGUGCGGAAAGCGACCCCUCGUCCCUCGCCGAGCUGGCAGCCGCGCAGAAAGCAUACGCCGCAGCAUACCCGCAGGUCAUGACCAACCUCCGCGAGGCCAAGUUUGAGCGCUAUUUCCUCGGACAGGAGAAGCUCUACGCCCUCGAGAGAUCGACCGCCACUGCCAUUGGCACGCUCGCUCAGUCCAUUGGAGGCUUGCGGAGUGCCGCCUUCGCCCAGUCUGCCUUGCUCAAGGAGAUCCGCGGGCGAGGCACGCCGUUUUCUCCCGUCCCGCACCUCAUUUCUCCGCUGCACAGCCGGUCCUCGAGCUACACGUCACCUGGCGCCGAUGGCGACAACGGGCCGUACUUUAGCAAAAAGGCUGGAAAGGCACCCCUGCAGACGCCGACGGACACGUUCAGGGUCUUUGUGACGAUGAUGGGGCCUCACAUGGAAGCCCUCGCCGACAUCCUUUCACGCGUGCUUCGCGACCCGCCCUUUGCUGGUGCGCCCGACUACGAAGUGAGAGUCAUGGACGAUUUCAGGUUCCACUUGUCGGACGCCCUCAGCGGCUUCAACAUCACCCGCGCUGCUGCUCUGGCGGAGCUGUAUCAGCUCAUUGACCAGAGUCGAUCCCGGUCUGACAAGGCAAAGGCCGAGUUUGAGGAGAUUGCCGCGGCUUGCGGGCACUUUAGCUUCAGCCUGCAGAGCCUCGGAGAGGAAAUGUCAAAGUACUUGGACGUGGUCGACGAUCUCAAGUACGUGAGCGACCACAGCAAGCGGAGCUGGCGGUGGCUGCUGUGGUUCAGAAAGCCCUCUUCUCGGGGCCUGUCCAUGUCAGCCUUGCCUUACGAGUCGGCCGAUACGUCGAGUUGGGUGAAGCCCAUCAAGAAGUCGGCGGUCCCCAAGGGCAUCCCAGAAUCCAUGGUGGAGCGCCGGGAUACCUUUGCGUGGAGGGCGGCACCAGAGGCCAGUCGAUUGCUUGCCACCGUCUCACAGCAUGUGCUCAAGUUUACGCGGACUCUGGCGAGGGACGAGAUUCGUUUUGGACUCAAGGUUGGCAUGGGCGCCUCCCUUUGGGCCAUGUGGGCUUUCAUCGACGUCACCCGCGACUGGUACAUGUACUAUCGCGGCGAAUGGGGCCUGCUGUCGUUCAUGAUCGUUUGCUCCAUGACGGUGGGCGCGUCGAACACGACCGGCUGGGCCCGUUUCCUGGGCACCUUCUUUGGCGCCGUCUUCUCCGUCGUCAACUGGAACCUUAGCCAGGGCAACGCCGUUGCUCUGGCAGCUCUGGGUGCCCUCGUGGCGUUCUGGAACUUUUACCUCAUCGUGGCCCGAGGCAAGGCGCCGCUUGGCCGCAUGACGCUACUGGCGUACAACGUGUCGACAUUGUACGCAUACAGCCUCAGCCAAAAGCUCGACGACGACUACGACGAUGACGAAGGCGAAGGAGGGCGGCAUCCGCUCAUCAUCUUCAUCGCCGAGAAGAGAGCCAUGUCGGUGAUUGCAGGAAUACUGUGGGGGCUCAUCGUCUGCCGGCUCAUCUGGCCCAUCUCGGCUCGCCAAAAGUUCAAGGAAGGCAUCUCGAUGCUGUACCUGCAGAUGGGACUGAUCUGGCGACGCGGACCUCUGGCGAUUCUCCUCCGCAGCGAUUGCACGCAGAGCUACCUUCGCUCGGGCGAACAGGACGCUAUGCAGCGAUACGCCGACCGGCUCGAGGCGCUGCGACAGGCUGCGGCGUCCGAGUUCGAGCUUCGAGGGCCGUUUCCCUUCGAGACGAGCGGUCGCAUCAUGCGCAGCACCAAUCGCAUCCUCGACGGAUUCUACGCCAUGAGUCUCGUGACACAGCUCAAGGGCCGACUGACUCCGGGCGAGCGGGCGUUGCUGCAGUACACGGCGCCGGAACGCGCGGUGCUGUGCGACCGGAUGUGCCACGUCUUCCAGGUCCUGGCCAGCUCCAUGAUGCUGGAAUACCCACUGACCGACGCCGUGCCGAGUGUGGACGGCGUACGGGACCGUCUGCUCAGCAAAAUCUUUGAGUUCCGCAACGCGCAGGAGGUGAUAGAGCCGGGGCUGCGCCGCGGUGAAGGGUCCGCCGCGGAAUUCGGCCUGGACAUUGUGGUGGAAGAGAAGGACUACGCGCUGCUCUACGCGUACGCACUCGUGACCGGCCAGGUCGCCGAGGAGCUCAAGGUGGCAGAGCGAGAGAUGGAGAGCCUCUUUGGAGUGCUCAACGAAGAGUCGUUGCUACUCCAAUAA